Austrofundulus limnaeus is the source of this 6282-nucleotide messenger RNA. RefSeq names its product patched domain containing 4 (gene ptchd4). Gene Ontology annotation, cellular component: membrane. Bases 100 to 1680 code for a protein of 526 amino acids. The record is from RefSeq and is a predicted model, not a curated record. The transcript has a single exon. Lineage: Eukaryota; Metazoa; Chordata; Actinopteri; Cyprinodontiformes; Rivulidae.
CAUGGAACCAAGGGUGUCUUUGAACUGCUGGCAGGCUGGAGAAGAACCAGAGAAAACCUGCCCUUCAAGGAGCGUGUGGCUGAUGCGUUUGCUGAUGUAAUGGUGUGCUACACUAUGACCAGCUCACUCUACAUCAUCACCUUUGGCAUGGGAGCGAGCCCUUUCACUAACAUCGAAUCAGUGAAAAUCUUCUGCCAGAGCAUGUGUGUGGCCAUCCUGGUGAACUACUUCUAUGUAUUCUCUUUCUAUGGCUCCUGCCUGGUGUUUGCAGGACAGCUUGAGCAGAACCGCUACCACAGUGUCUUCUGUUGUAAGAUCCCCUCAGUGGAGUACUUGGACCGGCAGCCAACAUGGUUUAAGACCAUGAUGAGUGAUGGUCAUGACCUGUCCACACAUCACGACAGUGUACCAUACCAGAAUCACUUCAUCCAGCACUUCCUACGAGAGCAUUACACAGAGUGGAUUACCAACACCUAUGUAAAACCAUUUGUGGUCAUUUUAUAUCUCAUCUAUGCAUCGUUUUCUUUCAUGGGAUGUUUACAAAUCAGUGAUGGAUCGAAUAUCGUGAACCUUUUAGCCAGUAACUCACCAAGUGUUUCGUAUGCUCUGACACAACAGAAGUACUUCAGUAAUUAUAGUCCGGUGAUUGGGUUUUAUAUUUAUGAACCAAUUGAGUACUGGAACUCUACAGUGCAGGAGCACCUGAAGACUCUGAGUCAUGGUUUUAACAAGAUCUCAUGGAUGGAUAACUUUUUCCACUAUCUGCGGUUGGUAAAUGUGAGUGCAUCAACAAAAAGUGACUUCAUCAAUAUUUUAAAGGAUUCUUUCCUGCACAGCCCAGAGUACCAGCAUUUCACAGAAGACAUUAUCUUCUCAAAAAACCGUGAGACGGAUGAAUAUGACAUCAUUGCCUCACGGAUGUACUUGGUAGCACGGACCACAGAGAAGAAGCGGGAGGAAGUGGUGGAGCUUUUAGAAAAGCUUCGCCCAUUGAUGCUGAUCAACAGCAUCAAAUUCAUUGCCUUCAAUCCCACAUUUGUUUUUAUGGACCGCUACAGCUCAUCUGUCAUUUCACCCAUCCUGACCUCAGGUUUCAGUGUACUCACCAUUCUCAUCCUCACUUUCUUCCUGGUCAUCAAUCCCUUGGGAAACUUCUGGCUCAUUCUCACAGUGACAUCUGUGGAGCUAGGAGUCUUAGGUUUGAUGACCCUCUGGAAUGUCAGCAUGGACAGCAUUUCCAUCUUGUGCCUUAUAUACACUUUGAACUUUGCCAUGGAUCACUGUGCACCACAUCUGUACACUUUUGUGCUUGCCACGGAGCACACGAGGACACAGUGCAUCAAGUUGGCACUGGAGGAGCACGGGGCAGCCAUCCUACAGAACACAUCCUGCUUUGUGAUCGGGAUCAUGCCUCUAGUGUUUGUGCCUUCCAAUUUGACCUACACACUGUUCAAGUGCUCCCUACUCACUGCAGGCUGCACUUUGUUGCACUGCUUUGUCAUCCUGCCUGUCUUCCUGACCUUCUUCCCGCCAUCUAAAAAGAGACAUAAGAAAAAAAAAAGAGCCAAGCGGAAAGAGCGGGAAAGGGAAAGGGAGCGAGAGAGGGAGAGGGAAAGAGAAAGGGAGGAAAUAGAGUGCAUUGAAGUCAGGGAGAAUCCUGAUCAUGUGACAAAUAUUUGAGUAGUUAUUUAUAUUAGGAGGAUUAGUACCCACCACCAGUUAUUGGUGGCCUGGAUGAACUCUCAGAUGCCGAGGCACCUCUAUAGAUGCAAGGAAGUCUGAGGUGUUCCCUGAGGAGUGGUCACUCCCAAACAAUAGCAGCUAAGAUGGCCAGAGUCAAGUGUAGCCCAUUAGUGAGCCGUAAAUCCUUCAGUCUGGACAGUGUAUCUCCUUUGCACAAACUGUAAUACAUUCAUGGUUCUAAAGUUCUCUUCAGCUAUUAGUUAUAUAAAACAACUUGAUUGCCCAAACUUGCCUGUUAAAUCUUUAAAACAAUCUAGUUUGUUUUAAAGUUAAUUCUGUGUUCACCUGUGGUCAUCGUGUCAGUAGAAACAAAUGAGGGUAAUAAGAAUCAGACCGGUGAAAGCAGCCAGUCGAAAGUUAAACUUUCUAAAUAUGUCUAUAUAAGCACCUCACUUCUCACAUCUCCACAUCAGUAAAUAUCAGGGAGACUAUUUGGACAGAAAACAUGCUGCAUACUUUUCUGUCCUAGUAAAAAUAGCUGAACAGCUGAACCAGGCAGAUGGUGAUACACUGUGUCCAUCAUGAAGAAUUACCUUGCACAUUGCAUUGUGAGAAUAUGAUUGUCAAAGUUUAGCUAAGAGAGGGGUAAAUGUUUUCUGUAUCAUUUUAGAAGUCAGAUAUUCUCAGGCAGUGUUAGACAGAUAGGCAGUGGGCUGCAUUGAGAAAAGAUAAGAUUAAAAGUGAAGUCAUUGUUGUGCUGCAGUAUAUGGAAGCUCGUCAGCUUGACUCCAACCAUUGGACUUGAAGAAAUCCUAAACUGUUUUGUAUUAGAGAAAUAAAACCAAACGUGAAAGGUGUUUUUAAGGCCCUAUCAACACUACUCUGGAUAUUUUUGACAAUAGAGAUUUUCUGGGAUCUUUUGUACCUCCAUCCCACAGUUUGGUAAAACUGGGAUUUCCAUUUUCUAAAAUGAAAAUAUUUAAAAACUCAGUUUUUGGUGUGUCUGUGUGGACUCCAGGUAUGAGRCUUUUCUGAAGCAAACAUGAAUCUGCCUAUUUUACACACACCCACUAUCUCUGUGAUUUAGAAACUAAAACAACAAUGGAGCCGUUUUAAAACAGGUUUUCUACAUCUGUCUCACUUUAUCCCAAUCUUGUAAUAUAUUUGACUGUGUGCUGAAAUGAUUAAUAACUAAGAGGAAAUUCUAUGGUAAAUGCUAUCAAAUAAACAACUUAGAUAAGUAAUUAUUGGAAAGCUAAGAUUUUACUUUUUAUAUUAGUAUUGAUGUUCUUGCCACCUAUGGUACAGCACAGCUAUCAAAGUAUUUUUGUCAGUCAUGUAGGUGAAGUAACAAAAACAAAAAUUACUUUUAAAAAGAAAUACCCAGAGUAGUGUAGACGGGGUCUAAGACUUGAGUUGUUGAACUUUUUAGCAGACUGAUAUCAGAAAUUUGCAGUGAGUAAAUUGUUGCUUCUGUAAUGCCCCUACAAAGACUUCAUUCGAGAAUUAAUUUAGUUUCGAUGCUGCCAAAAAGUGUACAUACAUGUUUUUUUUAUUCAAGCUCUUUUAAAACAAAAAYGCUCAGUAAAUUUUGACAUUCAUAUAAUUCAACCACGUAUGAGUUAUCAUUGAUAAUUUAGUGUUCAAUGUUCACGGUUGUGAAGAAAGUACUGCAUGUUAUAAAACCCCAAAAGGCUUUAACCAAUAAACAAAAGUAGGUCGUCAUGGAAAAAAUAAAAAAUGUGACUAACUCAAACUAAAGUCCUAUGCUUUUUGUAUUAUUUUAUUUUUUGUUUUAAGAAAAUGCUAGUGCAAUAUAAUUUUUAGCACAUUUUAAUGUCUCACAAACUGUCUUGAUUGGGUCAGUUUUUACCCAAAAAAUAAUUUUUUUCUGUUAAUUCAGUAAUUUCGUAUUUACUUUUGAAACUAAACUAAAUUAACUCCAAGUUAAAAGGAAUGUUUGUCAAAUUUUCAGGAUAGGUAGUUGCUUGCACGCUAAUUUUAUCAUCCUUUUUUUAAUCUCUAACAUAAAAAAGUAUUUAUAACUUUGUGUGACAGAACUUAGUCCCCCCUCAAACUCAAUCACUAUAAUGUUAAAAAUUAGCUGGUAACAUGGCUGGUUUGUGCAACAUCUUGGUGAGUUGAUCAGACAGGUAUUAGAAAUGUACUGACCUCCUUACUAGGUGUAACAGGUUCACAAUGGUUAACAUGAAAAAAACCCUUCUUAGUGAGGUCAUAAUGGUUUGUCAUUUUGCUGGCAGCAGUGUAUUUAUGAUGCUGGUACGGCACACACUGGCAAGCUUGGUUGUCAGAGAAUUUUAUGCAGGACUGCCACACUGUCCUCAUGUCGAGACCACAACCGUGAUUGUGACAGAAUCAUUAAUCACACACAAUACAUGUGGUGGUAGCAUCAUGCUAGUGUGAUGUGGUCAUCUUACUGUAUCCUUGUCUGAAAAUGUCACACCAGGUGGAGAUGCAGGAAAGCAUCUGAAGGAUGCAAAAAAGUAGCAGGACAAAUAUCUGACAAAAGUCCUAAGCAAAUAUAUCUGACAAAAGCAGCAUCAUGAUUGCUGUCAUGCAAUUUCAUGCAGGAGGUUUUUCCUAAUGGCAAUCUCCACUUGUCAUAUCAUGCAUUUCAUUAACAUACAGUAUCUGCUGCUUUCUCAAAGAUCAUACAAUAGGCAUUGAUUAUAUGGACAUUCAGUGGUAAUAACAUAACGGAAAAAAUAUGUUUCUAGACCAGUUUUCAACACAUCCAAGUUCAGGAAAUACAGGAAAGAUCAGUUCAAACAUUGACAGGAGGGUUUAGAUAUUCAACUGAUUUGCAAAGGGAGCGAGAUUGUUAAACAGGUUGGUGUUUUUACCAGUGUCCUUUUAUAGCUUAGCUUUCUCCAUAUCGUGUGUGUGCAUGAACGCACACAAAUAGACAUCAGGUGGUGUUUCAGCACCCACCCUUUUCCAUCUGGAUCAUCAAGUGCCCUUGUUGGACUAUUGUUUUACCCUAAAGUGUACCUGUGGCCCAUGGUUUCACUACCAGUGCCCUAAAAUGCACAAAGCAAUUUUGCUCUCAUGCCCUCCUUUCACCUCACAAACACACACUCCAUGCUUGUCUACGGCAUUCCAGUGCUGUGCCGCUCUAGUGAACACACUUCACGGUCAAAGAGGUACAUGCCUCUUUUCCUGUCCUCUUGCUCAGCAGAGAACCUGUUGACAUCUAAUCAACAGUUAAUUUCUAAACCUCCGAUGUUUUAAACUUUAGUUGCAUCAACUUUGUUUCAUUUUUGAAGACAAUUAACCCUUUAUUAUCAUAAACAGUAGAACAUUGAUGUAGCUUGUUUACCAACAGCAGCAUCUGGAUGGGGUGGGCCGAGAAGGAUCCAUCAAACCCGUCCCUCUAAUCAGGGAAAAAGGAGGACGUAUUUGUGGGGUGCAUUGGAGGAGUUUUUGAGUUUGGGCAGACUCCAGCGCAGUGCUGGGAUGUAAGCAGCUGACAAAUUCAGCCUUCAGCGGAUGCAGCCCUUGAAUUUAGGCACAGCCUUUGUCACAUGUCUAGUUUUCUACACAUAGCCUGAGUGAAGGUCUCCUUUGACUUGCUAACAUGUAGCUUGUGCUAAAGCUCGGCAAACAGCCUAAUGAAGUGACUACAGUCUGUGCUUCUGUCAGUGGUCAUGGGGCCCUUUAAGGGGGUAGCACAAGUAAUAUAGUAAUUUCAGUGCCCUCAGUGCUUCGAAUGUUCGUUGCAUUUGGCCACUUCAUUACCGUACCUCAGAGUCCCCCUUUAGCUUGGAGCACUAGACAAAUGCCCACUUGUCUGACGUAAUAUGACGGCUCUGCUUGCAGGCUGCACACAAAAUACGGGAAAACUUAAAUUUGGAUGAAAAUACAGGACAUCCGACUAAUACGAGACAGUUGGCAACCCUAACACUGUAUGAGGGUAGCAUGGACGCUACGAGUAAAUCUAGCAGUAGGCUACAGUUCAAACAAUACGAGGUUUUCUGUACCUGUUUAAGGAUAGAAAGUGCAGGGAUAGGAUCAGGGUGGCCCUAUAGUUUGUCUUUUACCUCCAAUAAAUUUUUUGGAGCAGACUCUAAGUCCUUUGUUGCACUUUUUCUGUUCAAAUUCAGCUCUUCUUGUCACUGGUUAGCUAGCUCCUUAGCUUGGGAAAAGUGACAAAAAAUACACCUUCCAUGUUGGGAAAAUGACAGUAUCACAGCAUAAUGUUCCUGGUGGAAUUUCAUGCAGUUUUUCUGGAUUUCUUUAAGUUUAAACAUAGCUAAACUGUGCACUGUGAUUGAAACCAAUGGAACCCGCUACCAGAGUUUGUACGUGCAUGGGUGUUGAAGCAUUUGAAUGGAUGUUGACUAGAGUUCUAAAAGUAGCCUGUGUGGAGAUCCCCCAUUUUAGUGUGAUGUGACUCAUGGAGAGCAUAGCAAGAUCAUCAUUCAGUGUAAGAGGCCCUUAAGCCCCUUUUCCAUGGUGUAGUGUCGGAACGGUUUGUGUAAGUACGGGUCGAUACGGGUCACCGGUUGGUUUUCCACUGAUGUUCCAGUCCGGUUCCAAUGGGUGUGUUUUGGGCAGUUGGUCGAGGGGGUUUUUAGG